AUGGUUCCUGAAUUAAACGAAGAUUGUCUUUCUCAUAUAUUCAACUAUCUCAGGAAAACAGUUGACGAUAUUGCUAUAUUAUAUCCAUGUGCUCUAGUUAAUAGAUCUUGGUGUAAAGCCUCUAUGCCAAUAUUAUGGAGUGAUCCUUGGGCAAUCAGAAAUUAUCGUGGUUCUGAUUCAGAUUUAGAAAGACGUCGUGAAUUACUUAUUAAUGCUUAUAUUUCAAAUUUACCUCAAAAUUCAAAAGAUUCUUUAUCAAAAAUUCAAAGAAAUAUUAAAGCUACUCAAAAAACUUCGGCUUUUGAUUAUGCUAGUUUUUUGAAACAUUUAAAUUUGAAAUUUUUUGGUCAUUCUAUUAAAGUUUGGAUUGAUCGAGCUGUAAAAAAUGGUUUCAUUAAUCAUGAUUCUCAACAAAUUAUUCAUUAUUUACUUAUUGAACAUGUUACAAAACUUUUACUUACAAGAUCAACUAGUUUACGUAGUUUGGAUUUAAGAUAUUGUGAUGAUGUUGAUAUGCGUGAUUGUCUGGAAAUUUUGGCUAGUGUUCUUGAAUCUACAAAUGAUGCUCUUGAUUGUCUUAUUUAUCUCAAAGAUUUUAAAUAUAGUGGUAGUAAUCAAGUUAUGCCAAGAAUUUUUGCUUCUCUUACUUCAAAAUGUCAAAAUAUUAAACAUUUAGGUAUUUAUGGUUUUCGUCCAACUGAUAAUUUUAUUAAUUUUAUUGAUGUUCAAAAAAAUUUAAAUGAUGCUACUAUUUCUUAUGCUCCUUGUGGUCGUUUUGAUUCUUCUUUCUCUGAUUGGUCUACAAAUGAAUUCGUUUCAGAAAAAUCUAAAUCUAUUAUUAGAUUAUCUGUUGAAAAUAUUUUUAAUUUCGCUAAUUUAGAAGAAUUAUAUUUACGUUCUUUUGAUCAUAUCUUUUCUAGAGAGGGUUGGGAACCUUUAGCUAGACUUCCUCUUAAACGUUUAAAAACUUUUUAUUUUCAAACUCAAUUACAUCAACCUUUUGAAUUUUUAGAUAUAUUUGCUAAAUUUGUUGAAAAUACUUCGGGUGAAUUACGUCAUAUUACUUUUUUAACUGGUUUAUUAAAUUUGGUUCAUCUUGAUACAAGACAAUUCAUUACUUCAAUUGCUACAAAUUGUCCUUUUCUUGAAGUUUAUGAGGGUCCAAUGAUGGAAAAUAAUACUGAACAAUUGGCUUUAUUACUUGAAAAAUGUACUAAAUUAAGAGCUUUACAUAUAUAUUUAAUAGGAAAAUCUGAUGAUGAACGUCCAACUUUUGAUUUCUUAUUAUCUCAAUUAUCUUCUAGUUUAGCUCCUAAUUUGGAAUUUUUAAAAAUUAGUGGUGAAUGUUUAGUUUAUGAAGAAACUGUAUCUUCUUUUUUUAAUGUAAGAAGGAAUUUGGCUAAAAAAAUUAAUUUUCAUUGGGGUGAAUUUGUAGAAUGUGUUGGUAACGUAAAAGAUGUUUGUAAAACUUUUCAAGAAUUGGGUGUUGUUAAAAAAUUUGGUUUAUCUCGAAAUUUGCGUAAUUAA
This is a messenger RNA of Dentiscutata erythropus, 1527 nucleotides long. The record is from the annotation of a GenBank genome assembly. NCBI's taxonomy places the organism in Eukaryota, Fungi, Glomeromycota, Glomeromycetes, Diversisporales, Gigasporaceae.